UAAAAAAUUAUUUCAGGAAUUAAAACGUAUUUUCUUUCCAAAUUCCGAUUGAAGAUGUUGCCAAGAUGUGUUCAUUUUGUUACCUUGCUUGCUUUUUUUCUUUCUCUCCAAGAUGUGGCUUGUUUCUUCGUGCGUUUUUGGGAUGGUCAUAGUGGAGUUCCCUACUGUAUUAAUGACACAGGUAUAAUACAGUCAAACGGCAGUUGGGGAAACUUAUAUUUUCUGGAACUUUCUGGCGACAGCUGUCUUCACCUGACAGCUCAGUUUCGGUUUCGAGAAAAUGGCGCCAUGUUGAAUUUGAAUAGACAAGGUUGUCUUGCCGGUGGUUCUUUGUCUGGUUCUGGUUUUAAUCUUGAUUUAUUUUAUCUUUACGUCGACUCAGUAAGCCUGGACACAGCUGCUUGUGCUCAAAAUCCCAACAAGGGAAUCUAUCGCGCUAUAAACCAGACCACACAGGGAGCAUUAUCUGUUUAUUAUAAAGGGCAUGGCAAGAGUUUAUUUGAAACCUGGUGUGCAACCUAUGAAUAUAACUAUCAACUUAGCAAAAAAUACGCAAUCAAUCAACACAUUGGACUGAGUACAAGAUGUGACAACUGGAACCAAAGAUUUAUUUUCGGUUCCGUGACAUGUUAUGGUGAUAUGGUGAAGAAUGCCAACUGUCCUAAAAAUCAAUACAUGGUGGUCAAGAUUGCCUCGUUCCGUGGAUUACUCGCAACAAAGACUUGUGGUUUGAUUUUAACGGAUUAUAGUUGUGAACUUGAUGUAACAUGUCUUGUAAAGAAGAAAUGUGAUGGUCUUCAUGAAUGUAGUAUGCUUGUGGAUAACACCUUGUUUCCGAGUGACUGGUGUCCAGGAUUGAAAACAUAUCUUUAUUUUGAAUAUCAAUGUCAUUUUAACGUGAAACCGUUUAAAGAACUUUGCAGAUUUCUGGAAGAGUUCAGACCGUUGUUAGCUGGUGAUAGAGUAAAUUUUCCUGAUUCAUCAUUUUCUGCCUCUGCCUCUACAAAGGGUCACAGUCCUUCCGAUGCAAGAAUGUCAAGCGGAAGUUCUUGGUGUGCUCCUGUCGCAAAUGAUAAGCAUUAUCUUCAAGUGGACCUGGAUACGCUGUAUUGGUUAUUUCAUUUAAUAACGUAUGGUGACAGCACUAGUCCAAAAUGGGUCGCCACGUAUAAUUUUAAUUACACCCUAGAUUUGGUUAUCUGGAGACUAUACAGGGACGGGGUGAGUGGUAAUGUGACUAAUGCUGUCGCUUACAAUAAAAUGUCCUUAUACGAACCUGGGAAGUGA
This is a messenger RNA of Dendronephthya gigantea, 1287 nucleotides long. RefSeq lists its product as uncharacterized. The transcript has 4 exons. The record is from RefSeq and is a predicted model, not a curated record. NCBI's taxonomy places the organism in Eukaryota, Metazoa, Cnidaria, Anthozoa, Malacalcyonacea, Nephtheidae. Bases 55 to 1287 code for a protein of 410 amino acids. Gene Ontology annotation, molecular function: carbohydrate binding.